Messenger RNA from Chara braunii, 1999 nucleotides. The record is from the annotation of a GenBank genome assembly. Lineage: Eukaryota; Viridiplantae; Streptophyta; Charophyceae; Charales; Characeae.
AUUGAAGAGCUCAUUACUACCGUGCUGUCCGUGCAUACAAAGAGGUCUAGAGCUCAUUACAAACUACGUCUUCUAUACAGCUCGAUAAACCUUGGGUUGCACGUCGACAUAGGCAGUGAGGCGUCCUCCUCAGCGGUUAACUUAGCCACUCUAGUCUCUAGACGGCUGUGCGUAUCCUACAGGAUGAUGCAACUAAGGCGGAGUACUGACCACUCGACCUGCAUGAUGGCGACAUUGCUGACAUCUGCAAUAAUUUUGCACUAUGCGCAUCUGCUGCCACCCUUGUUUGUCGUAUUACCGUGUGCAUGCGCGCAGUCCGAGACAUCGUCAACAGUGAGUAGCGAUGGAGGUUCCACCACGGUGACCGUCUCAGGGGUGGGUUCUGCAGAAGGCGGCUCAUCUUCUUCGUCCGCCACUGCAGGCCAGGCGUCAAGCGGUGGAGAUACUGGCAGUGCCAGUGGUGGUGCUGGUGGCAGUGAUGGGGCCGGUACUACGGCUGCGGGAAGCUCGGUCGGGACGUCAGCCACAACGGGAGAUGGUGGCGCGAGCACCACCUCGACGACGACAGGAGCAGGGGCUGCAGCGACUCCUGGACAGUCCACGGGAGGGGCGGCAGGGUCGGACCUGUCAUCAGGGUCUUCCUCUCAAGUAGGAGUAGGAGGAGAGAGUGGGGGGUUGCCAGCUUCUAGCGGCACAGCUGGAGUUUCUCUUCCUGGCUCGAACGAAGGGUCAAUCGGCGAAGGUCAGGCCUCAGCUGAUCAACCUAGCACGUUCACGGCAGUCGGGGCCGCAAGUGACAGAGGAGCAGGGGCAUCACCUCAGACUACAACCAGUACUGCCGCAGGUGAGCAGCCUCAGACGGGGGCUACCAUCGACUCCACUGUUACAUCUUCGAAUCCAGUUCCGUCAACGACUACGACAACGUCAGCCGUGAAUGCUGGUACACAGCAGGCCGAGAAGGGGGCAGUGAAAGCGGACGGUGCACGACCGUCCUCAACAGCUGGUGUCGUASCAACCACCGAGAGCGUGGAGAAGAACGCCGCGACUGCUCGCCAGCCCACGACGCCUGCGCUGAAGAAUCCCGCUGCUGAGCAACCUGACAUGGCCGAGAAUCUAGAAGACGCGGCAGGAACCACUACGGGUAGACCGAAGCCAACUUCUCCUACUCAGCCUGAACUGAAGGAUGAAGUAGAGAAAACUGCCGCUCCUGCACUCCCUUCCGCUCAUUCCGCGAUGCCCUCUCGUCCAGCCAAUGCACCGAAGAGUGUCGUCCCACCGACGGUUCCUACUAGCAGCAGCAUGCGGGCAAGGGGUGUUCCACCGACGUCAUCGCCAGCAACUCGACCAGCACAAAUUGCGGCAGCGGAAAGAGCACAGUCGGAUACCGGGGCCCAGACUUCAGAUAACCCGUCGUCGUCCGGCUCCACCAGCGGAAGAAGCCCUUCCAAUCAUGUCAAACUCCUAUCCUUCGUCAUUAUCUUGUUGUGGCCGAGUUUCGUUGUCGUGGCCGCCCGCAUAUAAGAUAGAAAUCAGAGUGAAGCGGGGUCGUCACUCGUACGUGUCUCAUAGCAAUAAUGGAGCGUUCGUUUACGUCUGGGACAGACAUGGAAGGGUUGAUUGUGGAGCGGAGUAAUCAGGCGUACUCUCUCACGAAGAGGGAAUAGAAGGAGGUCCGCCAAAGCCUCGAACAGACAUAGACAAAUAUGGUGACCCACAACAGUGAGACCCGAAAAGAAUGGUUUGUGAAAGGUAGAAAAUAAAAAAUAAAUGGUUGACAAACAUUCAAGUUGAUUAAACUAUUGAGAUUUCUAUGAUGUAGGAUAUGUCGUGAAGAUUAAUGCUAGUUAAGUAGCGUAAGAAUCAUGUGUGUAAUACCUUUCUCGGCCUUUUUGCUAAGAUCAAGUGUAGUAUCUGUUCUGAUCAGCUUAAUAUCUGAUCCUUAAAAAAAAAAAAAGAAAAAAAAAGAAGAACUCAUGUGUAACGCCGUUUUCCCCAUGUC